AUGUAUGAAAAACCGAAUGGCAUCCCCCACAAGAAAGCUAAAUACUUUGGCGAAAGCUCCCCUCAUGAUCUUAGGGAUCUAGAGCGGAACGCAGCAAAGGCGGAGCAAAGCCAACUAGCCAAAGCUGCAUCCUAUCUUGAGCAGGCAUUCACCGGUACGAAGACUGCUUGGUUUGGGGGAUGGGCACUGAAUCUUCGCGGAUCAUAUCGGGAAACGCACGACCUUAGUCUUCUCGUCCUGGCCAAGGACACGACCGAGAUAAGAUCUAUCCUAGAACAGCAUGAUUGGUAUGACCUUACUGCCGGCCCGGCUUUGCUGUCGUUUCACCUCGUCUCCGGCACUGUUCAAGAGAGGCUUUUCGUUGACAUCGGAGAAGAUGGUCAGGUUGUUGGUGCAAAUAUAACUCUUUCAGGCGCACUAGGUACACCAAAGCUUGACGAAGCGGAGUCUUACGAGUCUAUAACCCCAGCAUUCCCUACGCCGCAAGGAAGCCGGGUCAAUGUCAUCCAUAUUACAUGGCAAGUUGAGACAAAACUCACCGCAUGGUUCUCAAACAGAAAACUCUCCGAUCUUUUGGAUCUACAGUUCUUGCUGGAGACCUACAAAAACGAAAUUGCUGGAUGGAGUCAAUUUCUAGACAAGAACAUGCGGGAGACCUUCUACGCAGUCUAUGUAGCUGCAGUGGAGGAUGAGGAGAAGUGUAAUGCAGCAAAAGUGACGCUGUCACUGUAA
Molecule: messenger RNA, 732 nt
Organism: Nannizzia gypsea CBS 118893
Lineage: Eukaryota; Fungi; Ascomycota; Eurotiomycetes; Onygenales; Arthrodermataceae
Exons: 3
Coding region: 1-732 (243 amino acids)
Source: RefSeq, a predicted model, not a curated record